Molecule: messenger RNA, 1139 nt
Organism: Durio zibethinus
Lineage: Eukaryota; Viridiplantae; Streptophyta; Magnoliopsida; Malvales; Malvaceae
Product: transcription factor bHLH94-like
Biological process (GO): regulation of transcription by RNA polymerase II
Molecular function (GO): protein dimerization activity; DNA-binding transcription factor activity, RNA polymerase II-specific; RNA polymerase II cis-regulatory region sequence-specific DNA binding
Source: RefSeq, a predicted model, not a curated record
AUAUUAAUUAUUAGAUUAAAGCACUUUAUAAAAGGAAGAUAUUGGAAGAUUUCUCAGAUUGUAGGAAAUGAGAGCAUAGAUCUGAUAGGCUAAUCGAAACACUUUGUUUGACAAGAAAGAAAAAUUAAGGCUCCCAAAACUGUGAGAGAAAAAUCAUGACAUUAGAAGCUGUGGUGUUUCAGCAAGACCAUUUUAGUUAUGGCUGCAAAGACUUCUAUAGCUUUGGAGAAGGAAGUGGAACCUGCAGCUAUGACUUUGGUUUUCAACAACAAGAAGAAAAAGCCUACUGCAAUACCGAAGAAACUCUUGCUAAAAGUAGAGGCUUUGGUUUCAGUGCAACUUGGGACACCUCCUCGUCACCUUCUUUAAUGGUGCAGCAACCUUUAAAGGAAUGGGACUCCAACUCUUCCUCCCCAGAUAAUCGCUUUACCAACGGUGGAUUCUCUGCGGUGGAACCACCACCAGCUGCCCCAUCGUGCCGGCGGAAGAGACGGCGAACCAAAAGUGUCAAGAACAGAGAAGAAAUAGAGAAUCAAAGGAUGAUUCAUAUUGCUGUUGAAAGAAAUAGGAGGAGACAAAUGAAUGAUUAUCUUGCUGUUCUUAGGUCUAUGAUGCCUACGUCUUACGUUCAAAGGGGGGACCAAGCAUCAAUCAUAGGAGGAGCAAUUAAUUUCGUAAAGGAGUUAGACCAUCUCAUUCAAUCUUUAGAAGCCCGGAAAAGAAUGGAAAAAAGAUCAGAUAACUCCUCCCUUUCUUUACUCUUCUCUGAUUUCUUUUCCAUUCCUCAGCACUCAACUAGCUCGAAUGGUAUCCACCUUAGCAGCGCGGCGGCCCCCGACAAGUCAAUGGCUGAGAAACUGCCAUCAUCUGUUGCAGAUGUUGAAGUAACCAUGGUGGAGAGCCAUGCAAACCUCAAAAUACUAGCGAAAAGACACCCAAAACAGCUCUUGAAGAUGGUUACCGGGCUUCACUCUCUCGGCCUUCUCGUGCUUCACCUUAAUCUCACAUCUGUUGAAAAUAUGGUUCUCUAUUCUUUGAGUGUUAGGGUUGAAGAUAAUUGUCUGCUAACUACGGUGAAUGAAAUUGCAACCGCUGUUUAUGAGAUGGUGGACAGAUUUCAAGAAGAGGCAGCUGCUUAA